Molecule: messenger RNA, 2793 nt
Organism: Colius striatus (speckled mousebird)
Lineage: Eukaryota; Metazoa; Chordata; Aves; Coliiformes; Coliidae
Gene: CEP68
Product: centrosomal protein 68
Exons: 8
Coding region: 222-2465 (747 amino acids)
Source: RefSeq, a predicted model, not a curated record
GCUGUGGCCGUACGUCCCUCUUCAGAGCCGUGUCAGCCCUGCCCGAGGAUUCAGGUUUGCUGCUUCUCAUCCCGAGGGUUAAUCUUGAAGCAUCAUCGCCACUGGCAACCUCAGAAUUUUUCUGGUUUUGCUGGAAAACGCCCUUUGUUCAGCUCUGCCCCUGGGAAAACCCCCGUCAAGCCGGAGAGAGGGCUUGUAAAGCCGGACUAGCUUCUGUCCCCAUGGCUGUGGAUGUUGGAAAGUCCCUUUUGUCAGGCUCACUGAGCGGGAAGGCUGCGGGUGAUGGCAGCUGGGGCUGCACAGAGGUGGAGACGGGCUACCCAGGGCUGGCCAGCAGCCUGCGCCGCCUGGUAGGGCCAGAGGAAGCCGAGCCCUGCCCGCGAGGGACAGGCAGCCUGGCAAGCAGUGGACUCGGUCACCUGGCCACCAGCGUUACUCAGGGAGGCCUGAGCUACUACCAAGAAGUGUCUUCAGCGUCUGAGUCCAGAUUUCCCAGAGCAAGGACAAGCUUCUCGGAGACAGACACCUUAAUUUCCAGAGCUGCCGACCGCCGCGAUGUGCCUCUUCGUGUCAGCCACCAGUUCCUCUCCCUGGAAGAGCAGCAGGUGAAGGCAUCAGGCUGCUGGGAGCCGGUGAGCAGCCCUCCCAGCCGGCGCAGCUCUGCAGAGGAGAGCGUCCUUGCUGGCAGUGGCGACAACGCCUGUCCCAGCCAGCGAAGCCAAAGUCUGGGACCUCAGUCCCCAUUUUGCUCCACCCCAGAGCUCCUGCAGCCCCAAACCCUCCCCAGCCCCGAGCACACCCUGCGGAGCUGCUCUGCAUCAAGCUUCUCCACUCUGUCUUCAGAAGACAAAGGCCUCUCCGAGGAGCCGUCCCAGAGCCUGGCGGCCAGCACCAACGAGCCUUCUCCUGCAGCCAGGGCCAGCCGGGGCCUGCACAGCGGCUGGGGUGCUGCAGAAGGUGGGGUGCUGCGGGCACACAGGCCCUUCAGUCCCCUGCUCCGUGACUGUGUGACCACAGGGCACUUCAGAGGGAUGUCGUCCUACCAGGCCGAUUACUGGGCAUGUGCCAUACCAGAUUCCUUACCCCCGUCCCCGGACCGUCGCUCACCCCACUGGAACCCCAAUAAGGAGUACGAGGACCUGCUGGAUUAUGCUUAUCCACUGAAGCCAAGGUACAAGCUGGGAAAGAUGCCAGAACCUUUCCUCCACGACUCAGGAAUAGGUUUGGACAGCUUCCCUGUUUCCCCCGAGGGCACGUUGAGAUCUACCAGCAUCUACGGCCGAGGUGGGCAGGCUCGGGGAAGUGGAGAAAAUGGGUGUUGGGGGUUUGUGGCUUCCACAGACAGGUUCUCCACCCUGGGGCCUGGAAAAAGAGACUGCUCAGGACCUGGCUCGUACUGUGAACCUUCAGCUGCUGCGAAAGCAUCCUUCACAAAGAGUGCUUCCCCUCAUCCUUCUAGAGGUUUUGCUUCAGAUGUAACAACAGAGUCAGCUGCGCCUGGUUCAUCUGGCCACCCUGCUGCGGAUGGGAGGAGCUGGUGUGCCAGAGGGAGCCCCUUCCCAAACUACAAAGGGCAGGUGGAAAGCACAAAUAGGUUUUUAUCUACAACAAAAGUGCUUCCUCUGAGGAAAGAGUGGGAAGGUGAUGAAGAGUUUCUCUCCCUGCCUCCGAGACUGUGGGAGCUGGAAAGGCUGGCUCAGUUUUUGUCCAGUGUUUCCUUAACUGUAAGGACACCUGGGCACGACCACAGGGACCUGCGACGUCUCAGCGACAGCAGGCAGCCCCCUCCAUCUGCACGGGCUCCUUUCGGAGAAGCAGGGGGCAGGGACAGAGGGAGCAGUGAGGACUGUGCUGGGCUAUGGCAGCCCUGCAGCACCCGAAAGCCCAGCUGGGACAGCACCGACCCGUGUGGCCGGAUCCGCAGGGAUCCUCUGCAGGGGCUCCAUCUACCCCCCAGUGUCAGGGACACGUUGGAUAGGCUGUACCUGAAUGAACCGCGGCUCCCGGGGCAUCCCAAGAAGAGGCAGCAGAGCGAGUCCCUUGCCCAGUGUGUUAAGAUGUUCUGCUGCCAGCUGGAAGAGCUCAUUCGUUGGCUGUACCGUGUCGCAGACACCACGGACGGCUGGGUGCCCCCUUCACCCAACACUGAGGGCCUGAAGGCAUCGCUGCACCGCUGCCUGGAGUUCAAGAAGGACGUGGCCGACCACCGGAGCCUGACGGAGAGCGUCCUGGAGAGGGGAGAGGCUCUCCUCGACUGCAUGGCGUCCAGCUCACCAGCUCUGAAGGACACGCUGGGUCUGAUUGUGCAGCAGUCAGCAGCGCUGGAAACCCGCGCCCAGCACCUCUACGAGUCGGUCCUGGCGGCCACCGGCCCCGGGCAGGGCCAGGCCGCGACACAGGCCCAGGGGCUGCGGGUGCUGCCUCGGUCAGACCUGGGCUCUGCCAGCCAGUCUCGGGACAGCUGAAACACAACCAGCACCACCCCACCCCCAGGAGAUGCCAAAACACCCUGUUCAGAGUCAGCCAGCCCAGCCUGAUGGCAGUUUGGAGGGGUUUGUUGACGGUGGCUUGAGAAAGGCAGGUACCUGCACGUUCAGUGAACAGUGCUGGGGAGCUCUGGGAGCGGGCAGUGUUCACCUGGCCUUUUCGUUUGGUUGCUUUUCUUAAUGUAGUGUUCCUUUGUUUUUAAACUGAAGUGGCCUGUUCCACCUGUGAGCAGAAUGUCCGGAUCAGGUUUUUUAACUGAGUAAUCCAGUGUGCCAUGCAACUCACGUCUAAGUAAAGCUGUGUGAU